AAUGAAGAAAGCCAAGACCCCUGACUGAGUACAGUUUUCAAGAGGGAAACCUAGCCAGAUGUAUGAAUAUGGAACCAUAAGAUGAUACCCACUUUGCCUACUGAGGAGAAUGCAACAAGGACUAUGAAAUGGACUGCCAUGUACACAGACCAUGCAACAACAUACAGGUCAAAGAGGUGGUGCAGUGUUUAUCUUAUGCAUGUAAACAGAAUUGUUACUUAACAGAUCACAUGAGUAUACAUGCAAGAGAAACACUGUACAAGUGUGAGGAGUGUGAUUAUGCAUGUGACCAGAAUAGUGACUUGACAGAUCACAUAAGGACACAUAUAGGAGAGGGACCGUACAAAUGUGGGGCAUGUGGUUAUGCAUUUAAAAAGAGUGGUCACUUGAAGAAACACAUGAUGAUACAUACAGGAGAGAGACCGUACAAAUGUGGGGUGUGUGGUAAAGUAUUUAAAGUGCGUGGUAACUUGAAGAAACACAUGAGGACACAUACAGAAGAAAGACCGUACACGUGUGAGGUGUGUGGUGAAGCAUUCAAACAGAGAGGUAACUUGACGAGACACAUGAGGACACAUACAGGAGAGAGGCCCUACAAGUGUGACGUGUGUGGUGAAGCAUUUAAAAUUCGUCAUACUUUGAAGAGGCACAUAAGGAUACAUACAGGAGAGAGACCGUAUAUGUGUGACGUUUGUGGUGAAGCAUUUAAAGUUCGUGAUAACUUGAAGACACACAUGAGCAUACAUACAGAAGAGAGACCGUACAGUUGUGAAGUGUGUGAUGAAGCAUUUAAAUUGCGUGGCAACCAUAUUGGUUCCCUGAAGAGACACAUGCGGUUACAUAAAGGAGAAAGACCCUAUAUGUGUGAGGUCUGUGGUCAAUUAUUUAAACAGAAUGUUCAUUUGAAGAGACACAUGAGGGCACAUACAGGAGAAAUUCCAUACAAGUGUAAAGUGUGUGAUUAUGCAUUUAACCAAAGUGGUGACUUGACUGAUCACAUGAGGAUACAUACAGAAGAACAAGUGGUUUCACAAUAA
Molecule: messenger RNA, 1037 nt
Organism: Dreissena polymorpha
Lineage: Eukaryota; Metazoa; Mollusca; Bivalvia; Myida; Dreissenidae
Product: gastrula zinc finger protein XlCGF7.1-like
Exons: 3
Coding region: 129-1037 (302 amino acids)
Source: RefSeq, a predicted model, not a curated record